This is a messenger RNA of Dermatophagoides farinae (American house dust mite), 2819 nucleotides long. NCBI's taxonomy places the organism in Eukaryota, Metazoa, Arthropoda, Arachnida, Sarcoptiformes, Pyroglyphidae. The record is from RefSeq and is a predicted model, not a curated record.
CAAUUCUCACAUGAAAUAUUUCUUUGGCAAAAUAUUACAAGCAAUAACAUCUAUCUCUAUUUGGUGGUAGAAAAUAAUCAUUGAUUUGAUUGAGAAAAUUCGGAACUGCUGCAACAACAAGAACAACAAGAACAACAACAGCAACGAAAAAAAAAGAUUUCUAUUUGUAUUUUUUUUUUUGGUAUUUGUGUAUGAAUUAUGUCUGAAGAAGAUGCUUAUGAAAGUUUUUGUACAACCAAAAACGACAAUAACAACAACGACCAUCAUUUUUGCGACGUUGACAACAAUAAUAUUAUUGAUAUUAGAAGCAAUAACAACAAUAGCAACGUCUUGAUUGAAUUAUCACCAUCAUCAUCGUCAUCAUUAGAACAGAAAAACGAUAACAAUACAGCAGCAGCAGCAGAUAUACGAAAAAAUUCUAUCUAUAAUUCAAAUCAAAAACGUUAUCGUUACGUUACUGAAAAUAUUGAAAAUUCCAGAAUUUUAGAUACAAAUAUAAUAAAUAGUGGUGAAAAUAAUAUACAAAUAGCUAUUGAUUCAACAAAUAAUAAUAAUAUUGAUCAAUUAUUACGUAAAUCUCGUACAUCAAUCAAUUCAUCGUCAUCAUCAACUGAUUAUAAUGAUGAUGCCAUUGAUAAUGAAAACGACGAUAAUGAUGAUGAUGAUGACGAUGGUCCAAAACGUAAACGUAUUCGUAAAAAUUUAUUAAAUACAAGUAGUAAUAGUGAUAAUAAUAAUAAUCAUAACCAAAAAGUCAACGUUGAUAACAACAACAACAACAACAACAACAACGCCCAACAAAAAUCAACAACAAUAUUGAAACAAGAUAAUAAUAAUAAUAAUAUUAAUCUAAUUAAUAUGGAAGUUCGUUUUCUCGUUUCUAGUCGUGAUGCAGGUGCCAUUAUUGGUCGUGGUGGUUCCAACAUAACUCAUCUUCGACAAACUUAUGAAUCAUCCAUAACCGUGCCCGAUUGUCUUUCCCCAGAACGAAUAUUAACGAUCGUGGCCAACGUGGAUAAAAUAAUUAAAAUUGUACGAGAAAUCUUGAAAUUUAUUGAUUCAACAAUAUCACCAUCAUCGAAUUCAUCAAUUACAUCAAAUUUGUUGCGUUCGAGAAUUCCGGUGAACAAAACCAAUCGUAAAACAUCGAUACCGGUUAUCGGUAGUGACCAACGAUCAUCUUCUCGUAAUGGCUCAUCGUCAUCAUCGACAACAACAACAACAAUGGCUACUAAUAGCCUCUGUGAAAUAAGAUUAUUAUUACAUACAUCACAUGCUGGUGGAUUGAUUGGUAAAGGUGGUGCACGUAUUACACAAUUACGAGAGGAAACUAAAGCCGGAAUUAAAGUAUAUUCAGAAUGUUGUCCACAAAGCACUGAACGUGUUUGUGCUGUAACCGGACCAAUUGAUAUUGUUACGAAUGCCGUAGGAAUUAUCUUGAAUCUUAUUCGAACGUUUCCGAUCAAAGGACCAAAUCAGCUAUAUAAUCCGGCACAUUUUGAUCCAUUCAUGUCAUUACGUUAUGGUGGAUUUGGUGAAACAACUGCUGGACCGCUUACAUCUGGACCACAUUGCACACAACAAUCUGUUCAUCCACCACCACCAGUUUCACAUCAUGAACCAAGCCGAACAAACAGUAUAUUUACACCGCCACCGAUUCCACCACCACCACCGACACAAUAUCAUCAUCCAGCACCACCGAUUCAUCAUCCACAUGCACAUCAUCAUCAUGCUCAUCCCCAUCCGCAUCAUCAUCAUCAUCCAUUCUCGUCUCCAUCUGCUACUGGCAGUCGUCAUUUGUCAACAUUAACUAAUGGACCACCACCAUCUCAAACUCAUCAUCAUCAUUUAAUGGAUCAUGGCCGUUCACCAUCUGAUUUCGGGGCGACAUCACCAUCAUUUUUGGCAGCUGCUGCUGCUGCAGCUCAUCAUCAUCAUCAUUGGCCACAAGCCGCAAAUACCUGUCCAGCAGCUGGCAGUAGCGGUGUAGGUGGUGGCCGUAUGGCAACUAUACGUGCGGCAGCAGUUGCGGCUGCUGCUGCUGGAAAUUCUGGUCCAUUAACCGAUGUAUUCGGUACGACCAGCGAUGAUCCAUUCCGUUGGAUUACAGAUGCAAAACAUUAUGAUACAAAUCGUCUUCAAAAUACAUUAAUGAAACGUGAUGACGUGUCAUUCAUUAUUAAUCCGAAUGGCACAGCUAUUUCAACGAUCAAAGUUAAUCAUAAGGUUGUCGGUGCAAUAAUUGGCCGUGGUGGUAAUCGUAUCAAAGAGAUUCGUAUUAAAACACAGGCCGAUAUUUCGAUUGAUCAAAUGAAGAGUAGUGGUGGUGGUGGUGGUGGCAAUACAUCAUCAUCCGCCGGUAGUACACGUUCGAUUACGGUAAAAGGACUAUAUAAUGAUGUUCAAGCAGCCGUAUCGAUGAUUUGUAAUUGCAUUGAUGAGAAUCAAAAUAUUUGAUUAUAAUAUUCAACAACAUCAUCAUCAUGUACUCAUUGUUUGUUCGGAAUCACUUUUUGAUGCUUACACUUUCCACAUAUAUGAUGGAUCUCUCUACACAAUUUAAAUAUAUUUAUUAUAUUAUGGAUCUGUCUAUUAUUCUUUGGCCGUGUCUCUGGUAGUCAAAAUUGAAUAUUCUUCUCCCCUUUUUUUCUGUUUUCACACACACACACACACGCACGAAUACUGAGAAUUACAAAAUUGUUCAAUGAUGUAUCUUCACAUAACAUUUUUCAAACUCUAUAAUAUUCUUCUUUUUAUUAUUUGCCAGGAAUUUUACAAAUCAGAUUUAUAUUUAUUUAUUUUUUUUCUGGUUUCUAGGG